GGGUUUUCAGAUGAUCAAACUAUAAAACAUUUUUGGACAAAGAGCUUUCAUUAAUGGCUGAGAUCUCUGAUACUACUCCACAGACACGAACUACAACCUUCGACAUCGAAGACGGUGGAUCAGGAGGUGAUUUCCGAUCACCGGGGUUUUCGCGUCCACUUGUAUCCGUAUCCUUCGUUCAAAAGUUGAUUGGCGAGUUCGUGGGCACAUUCUCUCUCAUAUUUGCCGGCUGCGCGGCCAUCGUGGUAAAUGAUACGUACGGUAAAGCAGUAACACUUCCUGGUAUAGCUUUGGUAUGGGGACUAACCGUAAUGGUUAUGAUAUACUCAAUUGGUCAUGUUUCCGGUGCACAUUUCAACCCUGCUGUAUCCAUUGCCUUUGCCUCUUCUAGAAAGUUCCCAUUUCAACAGGUUCCGGGGUAUAUAGCCGCACAAGUUCUCGGCUCAACUUUAGCUGCUGAGGCUCUACGACUUGUGUUCCAUCUGAAUGAGAACGUUUGUAGCCUCAAAGGAGAUGUUUAUGUGGGAACAUACCCUUCAAGUUCCAACAUGGCAUCGUUUGUAAUGGAGUUCAUCACUACUUUCAACUUGAUGUUCGUUAUCUCGGCUGUAGCUACUGAUAAACGAGCCAAUGGAUCAUUCGCAGGAAUUGCUAUUGGCGCGACUGUUGUACUCGACAUUCUGUUCUGCGGGCCCAUCUCCGGAGCAUCAAUGAACCCAGCAAGAAGCUUAGGGCCUGCACUUAUAUGGGGAUGUUAUAAGGAUUUAUGGUUAUACAUUGUUUCACCGAUUAUUGGAGCAUUGGCAGGUGCGUGGACUUAUGGUAUAUUACGAUGUACAAACAAAUCAUAUGGUGAGAUAAUACGUCCAAACUGCAAUAAAGUUUCUUCGAGAGAUCGCCAAGAAGCAUCUCCAGACGAGAUUUGUGUCCUUCAAAUGGUCAACCAGGCUAACCGGAAAGAAUUUAUAUGUUCACCACUCGCUGAUAUAAACGACAAAAGAAAUGUCACAUGCAAGUUGCCGUAAAAAAUAUGGAUGUACUAUUAUAUCCUGCUCUAUACUUACAAAAAUUAGUUGACAGAGGUUGCACAUAGAAAAAAAUCUUUGUUGACAAAUUUUUUUCAAAAUCUGUAAAAUAUUUAUGUAAUAUACAAACGUUAAAAAUAAGAAAUUUAUUUG
Molecule: messenger RNA, 1178 nt
Organism: Eruca vesicaria subsp. sativa (arugula)
Lineage: Eukaryota; Viridiplantae; Streptophyta; Magnoliopsida; Brassicales; Brassicaceae
Source: the annotation of a GenBank genome assembly